CAGUCAGUUUAAAUUGAACUGUCUUCGAGUGUACACCUUUGCUUUGGUUAUUCUAUUGCAGCAUAAAGAAAACCUGUUGAUUUCUCAACUGUUUGUGAAAGAAAAAAUUUUUUGCCAAAAUCAAAAUGAAACAAAUCAUUGCACUAGUGCUCUUGGCGGCCUGUCUAUUGCCCAGCGGUGAUGCCAUCAAAUGCUAUCAAUGCAAAUCGCUAACGGAGGCAAAUUGCGCCAAGGACGUUAUCGAUGCUACCUUAAAUAUUCAAUCCGUCGAUUGCGAUCAGGUGGCAAAACCUAACACUAUGGAUCAGUUGUUGCCGGUUACUAAAUGCAACAAAGUUGUAACUAGCGACAAGGCUGGCAUUAUAGUGUCACGUGACUGCCACUUUGAAGUAGUGGGUCAGAAGCCUGAUGUUUGCACAGUGUCCCACAGUCGCGAAGUACAAAGUUGUCACAUUUGCAAGGGUGAUCUCUGCAAUGCUUCCUCAGCUGGUUUCGUGGCGAUCAGCUUGGCGGCGCUAAUUAGCUUGAUUGCUAUGCAAUUUUUAAUGUAAAUUAUGUUAUGUUGAAUAUUGUUAGAGGCAAUCAACUAUAACCUCUUGAAAGUAUAUUUGCAAAUUGUAUUAUAUUAAUUAUGUCAAAAUAUAAAAAAAUAACCAAUAUGUACAUACA
Messenger RNA from Bactrocera tryoni, 669 nucleotides. It is a transcript of the gene atilla, whose product is annotated as secreted Ly-6/uPAR-related protein 1. The transcript is spliced from 3 exons. The record is from RefSeq and is a predicted model, not a curated record. The coding region runs from base 126 to 551 and encodes 141 amino acids. NCBI's taxonomy places the organism in Eukaryota, Metazoa, Arthropoda, Insecta, Diptera, Tephritidae. Gene Ontology annotation, biological process: positive regulation of voltage-gated potassium channel activity; sleep; regulation of synaptic transmission, cholinergic.